Molecule: messenger RNA, 2474 nt
Organism: Aspergillus melleus
Lineage: Eukaryota; Fungi; Ascomycota; Eurotiomycetes; Eurotiales; Aspergillaceae
Product: ankyrin repeat domain-containing protein
Exons: 1
Coding region: 303-2474 (723 amino acids)
Molecular function (GO): protein binding
Source: RefSeq, a predicted model, not a curated record
UCCCAUGAUCCUCAGUCUCACCGUGCGCUCGUUCCACGCCAAUUAAACGUUCAGUUCCUCAGCCUAUCUGCAGUCAUCAACACUCGUACAGGAACUGAAUACUGGGAUCUAGCCAUUGCCAGCCGUAUGAAUUUCAGCUCGGACCAUGUCAGCCUGUCGCGCGACACGCUAGUUUGAUGCAGCCGUCUCUCUUCUGGCCUUUAUGAGCCAGAGCCUUCGGGGUUGAUGAUUGAUUCGAAAAAGCCUCGCAUUUUCAUCAGUACCUUUCAGCAAACUGUCAGAUCAAACGAUUUGUCGUCGGCAUGAGCGACCCAAAGCCAACCGGCGAUGAAGAUAGCACACAGAAACCUCAAACUAUUGAUCCUGUCAUCACCCCCGCUAAGUCAUCUCUAAGCAGCGAUGACCGUCCCCCAGACGACUCCGACGGCGCUCAUUCCGAAGGGGAAAGCGAUACAGAAACGGAGAAGAAGUUUACACCCGAUAAAAGGUUGCUAAAUUACGCCGAAGAUGGAAAUCUCGAAGGCGUGGAAAAGGCGCUCGACGACAACGCGAACGUUGACGCAAAAACGAACAUUGGCGAGACAGCACUUCACUUGGCAGCGAGGCACGGGUAUUACCAGCUCGCAGAGCUGCUGAUCAAACGAAGCGCCAAAAUCGAAGCCCGAGAUGAUGAUGGAUGGGUGCCGCUUUAUGGCGCUGCCAUUGAGGGAAAAGCCGAUGUCGUGAAACUUCUACUCGAAUGGGAUGCCGAUCCUAAUGCUAAGAGGCCUGACGGAUGGACGCCGCUUCUUGCAGCGCUAAGGCACAAUUUCCAGGAAAUCAUUGACUUGUUACUUGAUUGCGACGAAAUCAACGUCAGCACAGUCAAUGACGAGGGCUGCUCACCGUUGAUGAUGGCAUCUGAAUAUUCCAGCGUGGAUGUCGUUCGGUCGCUUCUAGAAAAGAAUGCCGACAUCAAUGUGCGGGAUCAGGACGGAUGGGCUCCUAUACUUACAGCAUUAAGGUAUAGGAACGAGGAUGUCAUUACCACUUUGCUUGCCCAGGAUCCCGACGUUCAUUUUCAGAAUUCCGACGAAUACACUCCAUUGUUGAUGGCCUGUCGCCACUCGACUGCAAAUGUUGUUCAACAGCUCAUCGAUCGUAAAGUAGAUGUCAACAAGACGAACAACUCCAACGAAUCAGAGCUGCAUGUGCUGGCUUACAAUGAGAACAGGACCGACAUUGGGCAAAUCACGGAAAAGCUCCUAGGAUAUGGAGCAAAUGUCUGGGCAAAAGCAAUGGACGACCAAAUGCCCCUUCAUUACGCUGGCAAGUUCGGAUGCAAAGAAAUGAUUGAGCCGUUGCUUGAUAACGGCCAACCAAUAGAUGUCCUGGACUGUGAUGAUUGGACCCCACUCCAUCUAGCCUGUAACAAUGGCUUCGGCGAUGUGGUUGAAUUGCUUUUGGAGAAAGGUGCAGACCGUGCCUUGAAAACAGGCGAUACUGGUCGCGAUGCAUUGACGUUGGCAGUUCGGUGCUAUGCGGACAUCUUCAAUGACGCUGAAAUGGACAGUGAAAAGAAAGCGAGCGAGUUGAGCGCGGCCGAAAAGGCCGUGAAGGCCCUCGCCGAGCUGGCAAAUGGAACCGAGAAAACAGCUGCAUUCCGACAAGCUGAGUGUGAGGGCAAUUUUGAAGACGUUGCGAAGGCCAUGGGUAUGAGCGAUCCGGAAACCAAAGAAAGCAUCCUUAUUUGGACGGCUGCUAGACAUGAAAAACAUCAUGAGAUCCUCAACCGACUUGACAAACCGCGUCACAAACUCCACAUUGAAGCGAAUACCCCUCUGAAACUAGCUGCUUAUCAUGGGAGAUAUGUUGUUGUUUGGUGGCUUCUGAGGACAGCUCCUCCAAGCAGCAAAGCGACCCAGGAUCGAAGGGAAGCCAAAGAAAUAGCAGAGAAGAUGAAGCUCAGGAACGCAAAAACUCCAAAACCCGCAAAGGAGAGAGAUGGAGAUAGAGGAGGAAAUGACGGUCGAAACGAUGGUCUUCGGAACCAAACCGACAAGGCCGGGUCAGGCACUGACGACCGAUAUUUCCUGACCUUGGAUAUGCUACGAGACCCUCCACCCGUGAUAGAAGCAUCAGAUUCGCACAGGUUGAAUGAGAAAUUGAAACUUGAUCCAUCGACAAAAGAAGAAAUUGAGAAGUAUGACGCGACAAUUGUUGAUUUCUACAACUCCAACGGACGAGUGGAUCUUCUUCGCCGGUCACGCAAAAUGUGGAAUGUCAUCUACAAGGGCGCCAGCACGGAGAAGGGCAAGGAAAAAGAUGGUGGUGCCGACCAGAUCAUGCAACAGGCAAGACAGACGCUGGGUAAAAUCAGCGAAGAGGCUGCAAAAGAAAAAACAUACUUGCCCGAGGAUCUUCGCAUGAGAUGGAUACACCUGCCGCUCAAUAAUGUAAGUGGUAAUUGUCUCGAUCUAUACCUUGGCAGGUAA